This is a messenger RNA of Paramecium octaurelia, 711 nucleotides long. The record is from the annotation of a GenBank genome assembly. NCBI's taxonomy places the organism in Eukaryota, Ciliophora, Oligohymenophorea, Peniculida, Parameciidae.
AUGAAUAUUCUAAAGUAAAAUUAAACACAGGAAGUUCAAUAGGACAUGAUUUGUAAAAUUCACAAUUUAGAAUUGAUUGCAGUGGAUUUAGAUUUAUCUGAUAAGUCAUAGGUGCAAUUCUUUUGCGGUAAAUGUUUAGUUGACAAAUUAAAUAAUAAUAGGGUGACAACAAUAGAGUAAUCAAAAGAAAGAAUCAUAUAAUUUAAAACUUAAUAAAAGGAUAUCAAAAAUAAAGAGAAUCAAGCAAGACUCAAUUAUUAUAAAAAUAUAUUAGAUCAAAUUAUGGAUUUUAAACAAUCUAUUAAUAAUUCUUUGGAUAAGAUGUAUUAACAAAUUUAAUAAUAUAUAUUUCCCAUUUAAAAAGAAAAAUAAGAAUUAUUAGAUUAUGAUUAAUAAUUCAAUUACUUUGAAGAUUUAAAACAAUUAUCACAAUUAUAUUCUUAAGGAUAAUAGAAAUCAACUAAAUUAGAAGAUGACAAUAAUUUUAUAGAUGAAAUCUAAAGACAAUUCNGCUCAUAAAUCACAUUUCAAAUAAAGGGCAAUCAUACCCUUUAAAUGGAAGUAUUGCUCAAAUUAUUUUUUAUUAUUGUCCUCGUGCUGUAUAAUAUCAAUUAAGGAAGGCUUCCCAAAUAAAAAAAAACUAAGACCUUGUAGAAUUCCACAAUUAAUUUAGAAACUUCUUAUUAAAAGGAUAAAAUUCAUAACAAAUGA